This is a messenger RNA of Vitrella brassicaformis, 3499 nucleotides long. NCBI's taxonomy places the organism in Eukaryota, Vitrellaceae. The record is from the annotation of a GenBank genome assembly.
AACCGCUGAGACUGAGCUCACGCUGCCACGGGAGCCCGCGCAAUGGGCUGCUCACAGAGCCGCAGGAAGGAUGGACCCCAAACCGCCAUCUCCCAGGCGGCCACGUCGACAGUUUCGGUUGACGAGUGCUUUCCCUCCCACCUGUGCCUGUCGGUGUCUGAGGACAUCCCUGACGCCAUCGACAUCUGCGCCCACCUCACGCACAAGCCGCUCUUCACCGUACACGGCUGCAAGCACGGCAAGAUGUCGGCCAGCAGGAAGGCGCGGUGGCACGUCAAGAAGGGCAGGGGCAUCCUCACACACGCCAAGGCUCGAGUGGCGCCGGGAGGGAGCGUGGAGUUUGUGGAUUUGUGGGAGGAGGAGUGCAAGGGCACCAAAUGGGGUCAGGACCUGCCCAUCACCAAGGAGGAGAGGGAGGCCGAAGCUAACGAAGCCGUCCUCGGGUGGACUGCAGACUUCAGGUCAGUCCAGCACCAGACAGACAGACAGACAGACAGACAGACAGAGAUUCAUCAUCCACUGUGACGCCAUCCAUCCAUUCAUUCAUUGCGGGUUUCUUCCUUCACACAUACAAACAGCUGUUGUAUCGAGGACGUCGGUCGCUCCAUCAUGGCUGUCCCGUCGCCGUCAACGCCCCAGAAGGCCCCCGUCACGCCCCACUCGGACAUCAGUGGCGUCACGCCGUCCUCUUCACCCCCUCCCUCCCCCACCCACCCCCCCAGCAGCGUCGCCACCGUGUCCAUAGUCGUCAAGGGUAUCGCACGGCUGCGCAACGGCAAGGGGCAGAACAAGACCGAGGAGGAGGUGGCGGGCUGGGCCAUCGAGUGGGUCAAGCCAAAACGGGCCUUCUACAAACUCAUCUACCGGGGGAAACCGAUGCCUGUGGUGAGCACAUUGACGUCACCCGUCCAGCCAGCCAGCCAGAGAAUUCACACGUUUGUUUCCGUCUGUUAACGGCUGUGUGCAGUACUUCCGUGUGGGUGAGGCUCGUGACAUCGUGAAGCGGUGGCGGUGCGAUGAUGUGGUGGAGGUGGUCAUCCGCAAGUCGAGGUUCUUCGGCUGCGAGAAGGAGGUAAUCCUCGCAAAACCCGACACCUGCGGGCGCUCUGAGGACUGCGAAAGGGACGGCAUCUGGAAGACACUCGUGGCUAACGUGCUCGUGGAGUACCAGGGCCAGCACCUGGUGGGCGAGCUGGUGCGGCCGUCGCUGCGUCGCUGGUGCGUGUCCCACUCCGCAGUUGCCUACUUCCUCUCUCGCAAGGCCAACUGGGACCUGUCGUCCACCAGCAGAGGCAGCGCAUCCACCAUUGCCACUCCGCCAGGUGGGCAGGCACUGACAGACAGACGCACCAUAGCACAACCAACCGACAUCGCUGCGCGUGUGUGUGUGUUUCAAGGCAAUGCUAUGCCGCUGAUGCCCCAUCCCCCCACGCCCACAACGGUCUGUCUGAGCAGCCCCCUCAGCCACCGCACCCUCGCCCUUCGCCGAGGCAUCAGCACCCAGUCCACUGUCGUCUCCUCCGUGCACCACCCGCCACACCGCUCUCUCACCAGAACCAACACCAUGUCGUCGGCCACAUCGUCCGGCCCCCCGGCCCCACAAAACAAUAAUGAGGGCGACGCUGGCGUCCCGCACAUCGACACGGCCGCCACGGAGGUGCGGCCGUCGGACAGCAAGGGCUCGGUCCACUUCAGAGCCCAGAAUAGCCUCAUUCCGACCAACAGUGAGGACGAGGCGGCCAAGAGUGAGCCUGACGAGCAUGACGAGACCCACGGGCUGAUGGCCAGGGCCCCCAAGGCCAGCUCCAGUCUACUUCAACGACGGCAGACGGGCGGCCGGGCGCUUCAACGACGACAGACGGGCGGCCGGGAGUUGGGACGAGCUGUGGCGCCCCGAUCCAACGUCAAGGAGGUGCCGGGUGUGCUCACCCAGCCGGCGUCGCCAGCGUGCCGUGGCAGCAGCCCCAGUAGCGGGGAUGGGGCCUCCCGGCCGGCCACCGCGCUGCUUCCCCGGGCGUAUUCGAUGUGUCAGUCGCCUCCCCCGCCCCCCCGCAACGUCAUCCUGCACGCUCGCGGCCUCAACCUGUUUGGCCGUAUCAUGGAGGAAGAGGAACAGGAGCAUGAGCAGGAGGAGAGGGGGGACGAGGCGUCCAGCCAGGCGUCGCCCCAGCCCAGCUCGCAGCCGGCAUCGCCCGAGCCCUGCGGGUCACGCCCUAUAGAGCCGAUCAUCACACGGAUUGGUUCGGGCAACAUAGCCAUUGGCCCUGCCCGGCAUCUGGUGCUGCCGGGAAUUGUCAAAAGGGCGAGGGUGUGAAGGAGUCAAUGAAUGACCAGCGAACUAGGCUGCCUCGUGUCUUGUUUUGUACCCUGUCGUGUUUGUCAUUGUGUGAGUGCAUUCACCAUGUGUGUGUGGGUGGGGGUGUGAUGUGCGUGUGGGGUGCAACACGCACAAGCUGUGGAGAGUGUCGCUGCGUGUCUACGGUGGCCAAUUUCCUUUAUGAUGAUGAUGACAUGACCGUUUUUUGGCUCUCAGUGCGUUUUUCCCUCGAGCCCGUGUCGAUCGAUCGAUUGGUCCCCUCUCAGACGCCCAGACGGAUGGGUGGUCGACUCGACUAGUAGGGUGGGAUGCUGGCUAAUAUAUGGGGGGAGGGAUGGAGGGGAUUGGGGGAGGGAGGGGGUUGGGGGAGGGGGGCUUGCAGUGUGUGGUUGUCUCGCUAAGAGGGUCCGUCCGUCCGUCAGUCAGUCAGUCACCGACAUGCUUGGGCGGGGCGUCGAGUGCUCAAGCCUCUGUUGCUAUUUGUAGAGGCCCUCUUGUCCAUGGAUUGAUGGAUGGAUGGAUGGAUGCGUCUGUCUUUCUUUUUGGAUGAAGUCUUGGCUACUGCCCGCACGUCGACUCAUCGUCUCGCCUUCUCUGCCUCUGUCGUGCUCCCUUCUCUGCCUCUGUGUCGUGCUCUCUUUCUCUUUCUCUCUCUGAAAGGGCGGCGCAAGUGGCGGGGAGGUUUUCAAGCAGCACGUGGCUAUGUGGAUAGCGGAAAACUAUGCGGGAUCCAUCCGCCAUUUUUCCGCUCCUGUCUCACAUGCCUUCUGGCCUCCCUCCCUGCCAUGCAUGUGUCACGUGUGUGUCGGUGGGUGUAUCUAUUGGUCGAGGGAUUGUGUGCGCGCGUGUGUGUGUGUGUGUGUGUGUGUGCAGCGGGGGAGAGAGGAAGAGAGGCAGUCGAGCUUGUAUGUGCUGCAUGUCUGUCUGUCUCUGUGCACGCGUGUGUGUAUUUUUGCUGAAGCGAGCACUGGCCGUCGAGGUCCGACCGAAAAGGCCGACAGCCCAUGUCAUGUCAUGCGCAUGUGUGUGUGAAUACAAUACAACAUACAUACAUGGUAUGAGUUUGCCCGGUGGUGUGAUGGCCCGAGAGAGUGCUCGCGUUUUCUAGUGCGUGUCCGUCCCACUCACUGUGUGUGCACACCGAUGACAAUUGUCGGACUACUUGUACAACCCAAUAAAUAA